AUGGUCAACCAAACGUCAACAACAACAUUAGAUGCCGAAUCAAGACAGUUGAAUCAACAUGAUAUAUCUGAUCGUCAGGAUUCAUACACAUCAUUUUAUUCAUGCCACACCGGUUCGGAACUGGCUCAAGAAAACACAAUACUCCGCAAAGGAGACGAAAUAAAAUCAUCGGAAUCUGAAUCAUCAUCAAAUAAAAAUGGCUGUAUUAUUAAUGGUGAUCGACGAGAAAUGAAUGCAAAAAACAGCAAUCAUCAUCCUCGUCAUGUCGUUGUCGAUUCUAAUCAUAUUCAUCACAAAAUUAGUACGAUGCCAAUUGAUCGAUCGAAAUAUAUUUAUCACGAUGGAAGAUUACUUCCAAUUGAUUAUAUUCUUGUGUAUACACGUUAUCACUCAAAUCAUUUUCGGCGUAGUCAUAAAUUAAAACGUCAACAUGAUCAAUAUAGGCAAUUUUUUCAAGAUCGUCUCAGAAAAUUAGGUUUUAUUGUUGUGGAAGAACGAUUAACUGACGAAGAGAAUGACCUUCUUAACUUACGACAAGCUGAAGGGUCACAAGAUGUGCACGAUGCUAAUAGCAAUGAUGAAAGCAAUCAUGUACUCGUUCGUAGUUUAUCGACUUUACAACGACAUGUAUCAGUACAUUUACAAAAUAUUAGUUCACAUUUAAGAAGAGAAACUCAUGAGGUUAGUAAUACUCUUGGCAGACCCAUUGAUACAAUUCGUGAAGAAGAAAUGACAGAAUUAAAUAAUUCGACACAUAUAGUGAAACAUGAAUACUAUCCAAAAAGAAAAUCUCAGUUAAAAUUUGAAAAUGAUGAUGAAAUCAAACACGAUGAACGCUAUUUUGUUAAAAUUCAUGCACCAUUUGAAGUACUUCUUGUAUUAGCAGAAAAAUUAAAAGUUAAAUUGCCAUUUAGUGAAAAUAAAGCACCAUUAGAGCCUGGUCUAUUUGAUCAAGGUUUACCGUGCCAAUCAACUCGUCUUGAUCUACGCGAAUUUCCUAAGCCACAUAAAGGAAAAUCGUUUUUUACUGCUUGCUAUCAAAAAAGUCUUCAUUACAGGUUUUUCAAACACUUUGGUGAUGUUGAUCAAGUCUUUCGGCAAGCUGAACGAAGUCGUCUUGUUUAUGAAACUCUUCUCCGUUGUCCAUAUCGAUCAUCGGAUCCAAUACAAACUGGUUUACAUGAUACAAAUAUUCAACCAUCGAGGUUAGACUCGCGUUUACCCAAUCGUAGUAUGAAUAUGAGACGACAACAAACACAUUCGAGUGAAGAACAAACAUUAAAUAUUGAAGAAGUUUUUACUUCAAGUACAAGACAAUCAGGAAUGAAAGAUAUAGGCAUCGAAGUAUUACUUGAAGAAGGUGUGUACGAAGCAGCAUAUCCAUUACAUGAUCAACUUAUUCAUGAAAAAGAUGCCGGUGAACCUGAAACAUGGAAUGCUCGCAUGAAAUUAUAUCAUCGUUGGGCAAAAUUCAGUAAUAUAUUUCGUAUUCAACCGAUUCGUGCUAUAAGAGAUUAUUACGGUGAACGGCUAGCAUUUUAUUUUGCUUGGCUUGGAUGGUACAAUUCAUUAUUGAUUAUUCCAUCGAUUCUUGGAAUAUUUGUUCUUUUAUGGGGCCUUCUUUCAGUCAAAUAUGAUAUACCAACACUUGAUAUAUGUAAUUCAACUUCAAGUUAUUUGAUGUGUCCAAAAAUUGAUCGACGAAGUUACUGGUUUUUAAAUGAAACUUGUUUCAAUGCUAAAAUGUCUUAUGUUUUUGAUAAUUCUGCUGCAGUUGCUUUUUCUAUAAUGAUAAGUAUAUUUGCUGUAAGUAUAAAUUUUCUUUGGCAACGACAUGAAUUUCGACUUCAAUAUGAAUGGGACAUGACGGAUAUUUCUGAAGAAACUGAAACAUUACGACCGGAUUUUGAACGACGUGUUCAUAAAACUAUUGUAAAUGAAGUAACAGAUAAAAUUGAACCUUAUGUACCGGCUUAUAAACGAAUUCUUUACUAUACAUCAUCAUUUUCCAUUGUAUUGCUAAUGGUAUUACUUGUAUUAGCUGUUGUUGCUGGCAUUGUUGUCUAUCGAUUAAGCGUUUCAGCAGCAUUUAAUUCAAUUGAUCGAGAAAUGUGGGUUUAUCGAUGGAAACCAAUUAUCGUUCCUAUCACUGGAGCAUUAAUAAAUUUAAUCAUUAUUCUUAUUUUACAAUAUUUCUACGAAAUUCUUGCUAUAUGGUUAACUAAUGUUGAAUUACAUCGAACCGAUAAAAGUUACGAAGCAAGUUUAACAAUAAAAAUGUUUUUAUUUCAAUUUGUCAAUUACUACGCAAGCAUAUUUUAUAUCGCAUUAAUAAAACCAUUAAUUAUCUACAAGCCAACCUAUCUUGAUCGUUAUUCGAGAGCGUUUCGUCUUGAAGAAUGUGAUGUCAGCGGGUGUGUAUGGGAAUUGUCCAUACAACUCAUGAUCAUCAUGGUUGGUAAACAAUUAAUAUCUAAUAUAUGGGAAUUUUAUUUUUCAAAAUUAUGGAAUAUGUGUCGUAAACGUAUUCGAUUUCGUGAUACAGUACGACAGAUAAAUGAACGAAAUGCUAAAGUGAAAAAAAUGCAUGAACAAGUCUUAGCAGUCAAUUUACGACGUUCCUAUGAAGAAGAUUUUCUAUUACAACCAUUUGAAUUAACGACAUUGUUUUAUGAGUAUUUAGAAAUUAUUUUACAAUUUGGUUUCGUGACGUUUUUUUGUUUAUCAUUUCCUUUGGCACCAUUAUUUGCAUUUUUAAAUAAUAUAUUUGAAAUACGCAUUGAUGCACUUAAAGUUGUUAAAGAAUUUCGUCGGCCCGUUGCACGUCGUGCAGUGGGUAUUGGUACGUGGAAUUCUAUAUUAACAAUAAUGGCUAAAAUAACUGUUUUAUCCAAUGCAUUUUUAAUUGCAAUCACGUCCGAAUACAUUCCUCGGCAAGUUUACUAUUGGACAAUUGGAAAUCGUUCACUAAAUGGUUUUGUUGAUCAUACUUUGGCACCAUUUCAUCCGAGUGAUUUUCCACCUAUUAUUAAUCGUACAUUACUUGAAUGUCAAUUUAUUGAGUCACGCUUAAUUGAUUUAUUCAAACAGUCAACGUUUUUUAUACCAUUUGCUCAAUCAUAUCAUUUAUCAUCUUUUGAUUGUAAUUCAACAUUAGCGAAUGAAAUACGAUCACAAAUUGAUUUUUCUACUUGUUAUUAUAAAGAUUAUCGACUUGAUCAUUCACGAAAUUACGGACGUUCAUAUAUGUUUUAUUAUGUAAUGGUUGCACGAUUAGCAUUUGUGAUUAUUUUCGAACACUUUGUGUAUAGUAUUCUUUUUCUCGUACGACAUCUAAUUUCACGUGUACCAAGGAAUGUUCGUGCUCAAUUGGAUCGAUGUCGAUAUUUAGUACAGCAAAUGUAUUGGGGUGCUGAGUUAUAUGCUCAAAAUCCAAAUCUUAUUAAAAAAGAUGAAAAUCGCGUUCACAUUGAUGAACAAGAUCAAGAAUUUAAUCGACAUAGUACUCUUCCAUUACUUAUGACCACUCCAAAUGAACUUAUUUUCAACCCAUGUGUUACGCCAGAUUUGUGA
Molecule: messenger RNA, 3573 nt
Organism: Rotaria socialis
Lineage: Eukaryota; Metazoa; Rotifera; Eurotatoria; Philodinida; Philodinidae
Source: the annotation of a GenBank genome assembly